AAAAUAUUCGAAAUAAACUCCCCGUUCGACUCAGAAAAUUAACGCUAUGACUGCGUCAAACGGCGACAUCGUCAAGGACGAUGAAGCAAUUCAAUCGCAUUAUAAAACCAACAUUAUUUUGGGUGAAUCCUUUCGAUCCAAUAACAAAGAAUGCAAAAGCUUUGAACCAAAUAAGCCCAAAAAAAAUAAGCAUGACGAAACCGAAGAUAACGACGACGAUGGCAAACCAAAGGAAGAAAUUCCGCAAGUUGGAUAUUUCAAAAUCUUUCGUUACGCCACAAAUAGAGAUAGAGCGCUAUACGCGCUCGGUCUAAUUUGUGCCGUGGUGACAGGCCUAACAACCCCGGCGAACAGUUUGAUUUUCGGCAAUCUUAUAAAUAACAUGGUGGACUAUGGAGAUCCUGCAGGCAAAAUGUAUACGCGCGCAGAUCCCGCUUCUGAGGCGCUUCUGGAUGCUGUCGAUACCUUUGCUAUUCAAAACACAUACAUUGGAGUAAUAAUGCUGGUUUGCAGUUAUAUUUCAAUAACGUGCUUCAAUUACGCGGCACACUCGCAAAUACUGAUCAUACGUUCCAAGUUCUUUCGGUCCGUCCUUCAUCAGGACAUGAGCUGGUAUGAUUUUAACAAGACUGGCGAGGUUAGCAGCAGAAUAAAUGAGGAUCUGUCCAAGAUGGAGGAUGGUCUGGGGGAGAAGGUGGUGAUGUUUGUUCACUAUAUAACAGCAUUCAUUGGCUCGCUAGUGCUGGCGUUUGUAAAGGGCUGGCAGCUGUCAUUGGUUUGCCUGACCAGCUUGCCCGUCACCUUUAUAGCUAUGGGCCUAGUGGCCGUAGCCACAUCCAAACUGGCCAAGCAGGAGCUGACGGUGUAUGCCGGAGCAGCCACUGUGGCUGAGGAAGCUUUGAGUGGAGUGCGUACUGUGAAGGCUUUUGAAGGGGAGUACAAGGAGGUGGCAGCGUAUAAGGAGAGAAUUGUAGAUGCCAGGGAUCUGAACAUAAAACGAAAUAUGUUCUCAGGAUUAGGUUUCGGUCUACUAUGGUUCUUCAUUUAUGCCUCUUACGCUCUUGCCUUCUGGUAUGGUGUGGGUCUAGUGCUUAAAAGGGACGAAGGUAUCGAGGCAUAUGCGAACUACGAUGCAGGCACGAUGAUAACCGUUUUCUUCUCGGUUAUGAUGGGUAGCAUGAACAUUGGUAUGGCCUCGCCCUACAUUGAGGCGUUUGGCAUUGCCAAAGGAGCCUGUGCCAAGGUCUUUCACAUAAUUGAGAAAAUACCCAUCAUAAAUCCGAUCGAGCCUCGUGGACGCAACCUCGACGAACCUCUCAUUGAAAUUGAGUUCCGUGAUGUCGAAUUCGAGUAUCCCACACGUCCCGAUAUUCCCUUACUGAGGAAACUGAAUUUGAACAUUUUCCGGGGUCAAACGGUGGCGUUGGUUGGGCCCUCGGGUUGUGGUAAGUCAACUUGCAUACAGCUGCUGCAACGAUUCUAUGAUCCAAGUGGUGGCGCCCUUUACUUCAACGGCAUCGACGUCAAGGAUAUUAACAUUAACUGGCUGCGUGAGCGAAUUGGUGUGGUAGGUCAGGAGCCUGUGCUGUUCGGACAGUCCAUCUAUGAGAAUAUUCGAUAUGGUCGAGAAGACGCCACUAGGGAAGAAAUCGAAUUGGCAGCAAGUGCGGCGAACGCGGCCAUAUUUAUUAAGAAACUACCCAAGGGCUAUGACACGCUGGUGGGCGAGCGAGGCGCCCAAUUAUCUGGCGGCCAGAAACAAAGAAUUGCCAUUGCCCGAGCCCUUAUUCGCGAUCCCGAAAUACUGCUGCUGGACGAGGCCACCUCCGCUCUGGACACGGCCAGUGAGGCAAAGGUACAAGCGGCGCUAGAAAAAGCCAGCAAAGGACGAACCACCAUCAUUGUCGCACAUCGUUUGUCUACUGUACGUCGCGCUGACAAGAUUGUCGUCAUCAACAAAGGCCAGGUGGUAGAGAGCGGAACGCACCAGGAGCUGAUGCAGCUGAAGAAUCACUACUUUAACUUGGUUACCACACAAAUGGGGGAUGAGGACGAUGCGUUGUUCAGUCCGUCAGGAGAUGUUGAAAAAACUCUGGCUGUAAAGGACGAGGAUGAGGAGGAUAUUCAGGUACUCCAUGACGAGAGCGAAGAGGAGGAAAAACUAAAGAAGGUCAAGAGCAAGGAGAAGAGCUCCCCAAUGAAGUCUGUGAUGAGAAUGAAUCAGCCGGAAUGGCCACAGAUUACAAUCGGCUGCAUAUCCUCAAUCAUCAUGGGCUGUGCAAUGCCCGUUUUUGCCGUUCUCUUCGGCAGCAUUAUAGAGGUGUUGGCUACGCCAAACGAUCCCGAGUAUGUGCGCGAUAGUACCAAUCAAUAUAGCUUGUACUUCCUGAUAGCUGGAGUUGUCGUUGGUAUUGCUACGUUCCUGCAAAUUUACUUCUUCGGCAUUGCUGGCGAGCGACUUACCGAGCGCCUCAGGGGAUUGUUGUUCGAGGGAAUGCUUAACCAGGAAAUUGCUUGGUUCGAUGAUCGAGCGAAUGGAACUGGUAGUCUAUGUGCUAGAUUAUCUGGCGAUGCGGCUGCAGUGCAGGGUGCUACGGGGCAACGCAUUGGCACAAUUAUUCAAUCUGUUGCAACAUUGCUAUUGGGAAUUUCUUUGGCCAUGUACUAUGAGUGGAGCUUAGGUUUAGUGGCCCUAGCCUUCACACCCUUCAUUCUCAUAGCAUUCUACUUGCAACGCAUUAUCAUGAGUCAGGAGAAUAUGGGUAAUGCAAAAACAAUGGAGAAUAGCACUAAACUGGCCGUCGAAGUAGUAUCCAACAUACGUACUGUUGUCUCUCUGGGUAGAGAGGAGAUGUUCCAUUCCACCUACAUUGGCAUGUUAUAUCCUGCGGUUCAGAGGGCAAAAAGGAAUACUCAUUCUCGUGGUGUGGUUUACGGUCUGGCGAGGUCCCUAAUGUUCUUUGCAUACGCCACGUGCAUGUACUACGGCGGUUGGUGUGUUGUUAACCGAGGUACGGAUAUCGGUGAUGUUUUCAAAGUAUCCCAGGCGCUAAUCAUGGGUACCGCUUCGAUUGCAAACGCACUGGCCUUCGCCCCAAACAUGCAGAAAGGUAUCUCGGCUGCGGAAUCGAUUUUCAAAUUCCUGAAACGUGUGCCACAAAUCCAGGACAGUCCCGGCGUAUCCCGCGAGCCAUGGCACUCAAAUGGCAAUGUGCAAUAUCGUGAAGUCGAGUUCUCAUAUCCCACACGCAAGGAGGUCUCGGUUUUAAAUAAAUUAAAUAUGAAUGUCCUUACGGGCCAAACAGUGGCCCUAGUCGGCCCCUCUGGCUGCGGCAAGUCCACCUGCAUACAAUUGUUGCAGCGUUUCUACGACGUCGACGGGGGAUCGGUGAGCGUCGACGACGUGGACUUGCGUGAGCUAUCCAUGUCCAACCUGCGCAAGCAACUUGGCAUUGUUUCGCAGGAGCCGAUUCUAUUCGAUCGCACUAUACGGGAUAAUAUAGCGUAUGGCGACAAUGGCAGGAUGGUUUUGGAGCAGGAGAUCAUAGCAGCUGCUAAAAAAUCAAAUAUACACGAAUUUAUAGCAGCGUUGCCAUUGGGCUAUGACACGCGCAUGGGCGAAAAGGGCGCACAACUGUCUGGUGGCCAAAAGCAGCGUAUUGCCAUUGCACGCGCCUUGAUCCGCAAUCCCAAAAUAUUGCUGCUGGACGAAGCCACAUCUGCGCUAGAUGCUGAGAGUGAAAAGGUGGUGCAAGAUGCCUUGGAUGCAGCAGCCGAGGGUAGGACAACCAUUAGCAUAGCUCACAGAUUGUCAACCAUUGUGGACUCAGACAUUAUUUACGUGUUUGAAAAUGGCGUUAUCUGCGAGAGUGGAUCCCACAAGGAGCUUUUAAGUAACAGAGGACUCUAUUAUACUCUCUACAAAUUGCAAACUGGCGCCAUGUAAACUAUCUAUUUUCUACAUACGAAUUUCGAUCAAAAACUAAUGCCAAGCUAGCCUACCUUUAGACUAAUUACCAAUUAGUAUUCGAUAAGGCUUAUAUUUUUUAAGUUUAUUUAUUAAAUAACUUCACACGCAAUAGGAUGAAACUGCGGGAUGGUGUUUAUUGGUAGACCAAUAAAGGGCGCAUCGUGACGAAAAGGAAGCGAUUUUUUCAUGUUUGUAAAUAUUUUUAUGUAUGUAAUAUUUGUUCUCGUAUAAUAAAAUUUAAAUCGAUCUGUUAAA
Molecule: messenger RNA, 4225 nt
Organism: Scaptodrosophila lebanonensis
Lineage: Eukaryota; Metazoa; Arthropoda; Insecta; Diptera; Drosophilidae
Gene: Mdr50
Product: ATP-dependent translocase ABCB1
Exons: 11
Coding region: 47-3946 (1299 amino acids)
Biological process (GO): transmembrane transport
Cellular component (GO): membrane
Molecular function (GO): ATP binding; ABC-type transporter activity; ATP hydrolysis activity
Source: RefSeq, a predicted model, not a curated record